CCAAGAAGAGGAAACAAACGGCGGCGACGGCGAGAUCCGAGCUGGAGUAACAGAAAGGAAAAAGAAAAAAAAAUCCACGGCCGUCACGGCGCGUAUCCCGAAGCGGCGUAUCCCCUCACCUCACCCGUCGCCUCGUCGUCCUCCUCCUACCUCACCUGCCUUCCUUGCCACUACCCACUACUAUCCCCACCCGUGUCCCGCGCGCCACGCCACGCCACGCGCCCACGCCUCGCCUCGCCUCCUCCCCCCACCCCCCGACCAACCACCACCGCCUGAGCCGCCGCCGCCGCCGCCCGAGGCGCGACGGAAUUCCCCCCCGUUCAAUUGGACGCGUCGCGGUCGCGAUCCGCCGAUCGAUCCUGCAGCCACUGCUGCCAUGGGCGAGCCCGUGGUCCCCCCGCGCGCCCCCGCGGCCCACGCCGCGGUCGCGGCGCCGAAGCCGCCGGGAGAUGCGGUGGCGGCGGAGGGCGAGGCUAGGGCGCCGCCGCGGCCGCCGCCUGCAGUGGCGGCGGGUGCGGGGGCGGGGGCGAGCGGGGGAGGGAGGCGGGUGUUCUCCGUGGAGCUACGGCCCGGGGAGACCACCAUUGUGUCGUGGAGGAAGAUGCUCAAGGAGGCUGACCUCGGAGCUGCCUUGCCGCCCCCGCCGCCGGCGGCGGCGGCACAGCCGGCGGUCGCCCCCCUCCCUGGACCAUCUGGUGCGACACAUCCUACAGAAAAUGACUGCGCACAAUCAAAUCGGUUCAAUUCAGUUAUUGAGAAAAUUGAGCGCCUUUACAUGGGCAAAAAUAGUAGUGAUGAGGAAGACUUGGAUGAUGCGCCUGAUGAUGAUCAGUAUGACACAGAAGAUUCGUUUAUUGAUGAUGAUGAAUUGGAUGAAUAUUUUGAAGUUGACAAUUUUGCAACCAAGCACAAUGGUUAUUUUGUGAACAAAGGAAAAUUGGAACAAAUUGACUUUGAUUCAGUACAGACUGUUGAACCAAAGAAACGAAGACGAAAAGACUCAUCAAGUUCUUAUAUUGAGAAUAACAAGGAAUUUUCUCCAGGCUCUUCCUCAUACAUGGGCACGCCUUUAAGAGACUCUAAAAGAAGCACUCUCCAAACGGGGAAGAGUACUAGUAAUGGUCACAAAUCUGGAGCUAAUGGAACAUUUGAGUACCCUUAUUCAGCAUACCGAGACAAGGAUGCUCCAGGACAUCUUGGCCUCCAACAGAAAAUAACUUCUAAUGGGGCGAACCAAGAUUUGUCAAAGAACAUGCACCACAAAGAGAAAUAUAAUGCUGGUCAAUUUUCUGGUUUGCAUGCUUCCAGUAACAUCUAUUCAACAGAAACAAUGCACUUGGCCACAAAAAUCCAUACAGAAGGUUCAGGUACCAAGACCAAGGGUACCAGACUUGAGCGAGCUAUCCGUGACCUCCAAAACAUUGUCACUGAAUACAAACCACAGAUUCUUGAUGUACAUGAGGCUGAGGCAAAUUGCCAGGUAGCAGUUAAAAGAAGAUUGCCACAAGAAGUAAAACAAAAACUUGCUAAGGUCGCAAGGUUAUCGGCAAAUCAAGGAAAAAUACCAGAACAUGAGCUGAUCAAUCGCCUCAUGGGCAUAGUUGGCCACCUUGUGCACCGUAGGACACUGAAGAGAAACAUGAAAGAAAUGGUGCAAUCAGGUUUAUGUGCUAAACAAGAGAAGGCUGGGAAAUUGCAACAAGUGAAAAUGGAAAUCUAUGAAAUGGUCAAAGCACGUCUAGCCACCAAACCUAAGGGUGCUGAACAUAAGGUUGAAUCUAUAGAUGGCUUUCAGGAUCCUGUUACUCAUGAUGACAGAAUGGCCUUGAGAGGAAAAUCUGUCAUGGAUGCUGUAUUGGAGGACAGGAUCUGCGACCUGUAUGAUCUGUAUGUUGAGGGUAUGGAUGAAGAUAAGGGCCCUCAGAGUCGUAAGUUGUAUCUAGAGCUUGCUAACUUAUGGCCACAUGGCGACAUGGAUAAAGUUGGAAUUCGAGAUGCCAUUUCUAGAUCUAAGGAGCGAAGGAAUUUAUUAUAUAGGCAGAGGAAGGUCCGCAAUGACCAGAGGAUGAAGAGGAGAAGGCUGGCUGCUGCUGCCAAGUUGCGUGACAGCGACCCUGCCGCCCCACAAUCUGCACAGUCCCUGCAAAAUAUGACAAGCACCCAUACCAUGUAUCCUGUGGUUAACAAUGGAAAUAGUCAGAGUAGCAGAAGUGUCGACAAAGUUAAUGAAAUGAGCGUCGGUGCAGGAUCGGAUGGCAACAGGAGUUCUACCAGCAUGAAGAAACGAAAAAUAGACUCUGAAGAUAGGCAAGUUAACCCACCGAAGGCUACUGCUGAACUUCAUCAUCAUGGUAUUGAAAUACAGAAGCCGGCAAAGCGUGCAGAUGAGGCAACAAAGGUCAGUAACCUUCCCCAGACGCUGCUUGCCAUUCCAAGCAGCGACAGUCGCCCCAGCAGCAGCUAACGUCCUGAUCGUGCUGGCAUAGCUUUGGAGAACAAAAUAAAUCAUCGGCAAAGGUCGUUGAUAACCAAUAUAGUAGAACACACUAGCUAGGUGAUUGCUACUGGGAUGCUCUCGGAGCCUAUUUGUUGGCUUCUGAGCAACCACUAAUUCUUGAAGAUCUUGUUUGAUACUAAAAAUAAGGUGUAUUUAUAAGAACCCUCUGUAACACAAUGUCUAGCCGGUUUCGUUUUUACUGUUGCUGUUAUAUUCUGCACUUCACUCUGAUAGCCUGCAACGUAGAUAAUUUCAUCUUUAGAUUGCCAUUUUUCUUCCCCUCUUAGACUAUAAAUUGAGAAAAACCUAGCUCUGUACAAUCUAGAUCGUCAAUAUAUCUCGGAAGCACUUUUUAGGUAUGGAUAUAUUCACAGAAUAAAGUGUUGUGUGAA
Messenger RNA from Oryza sativa Japonica Group (Japanese rice), 2889 nucleotides. RefSeq names its product ubinuclein-1. Gene Ontology annotation, biological process: chromatin organization. Lineage: Eukaryota; Viridiplantae; Streptophyta; Magnoliopsida; Poales; Poaceae. The record is from RefSeq and is a predicted model, not a curated record. Gene Ontology annotation, cellular component: nucleus.